AUGGUUUUCCUCGCACGAGUGACAAUCGUUUUCCUUCUGGUGUGCGCCCUGCUCUGUUGGGCACCGACCAUUGGAAAAGAAAAAAAGACAGUAAAAAAAGAAGUAUGCUUUUUUCAAAAGUUAAGGAACAAAUUAAUCAACUACAUUGCAAGCAAGAAAAAGUUUGAUUCAAACGGAUGGAUAGAUUUGUCUCUGCUGAAAGGUGAGAAGUUCCAUCCAAUCGAUCUACGUAUAGAAGAUGAUAAAGUUAUUUGUAACUCCAACAAACAAAUUAUGGAAGUAACUGUGGUGAAACAGAAGUUCCUAAAGCACACAGUCGAUGCGUCUUAUCACGAAUUAACAGUGCACACUAAAAAAAUGCCUUCCGAUGGAAAACAUCUUUCCAUAAUCCCAUUAAUGAAAAUGAAAACGAACAAAAAACAAGGGGGAAGAACUACACUUGCAAAAGAAGCAUGGUUAUCCCCUGUGUAUGCAUUUCCCCCUAAUUUUGAAGGUUAUAUUGUAUGCACAAAGAAAAAUACAAAUGCUUUGUUCGUGCCAAAGGCAGUGAAACCGGUGCAGUUUGUAUCAGGUCCAUGGAAAGUACGCGUAAGUGUAAACUUCUAUAAAUGUCCACUCUCCAAUUUUGGCAGAAUAUUCCAAAUAACCAUAAUAGACCAAGUAAAUAUUCUAUUGAAUAAGGAGAAAUCGUUCAUCUGGCCGAUUCCUCUAACUUCUUUUUUCCAAGUGUAUGAUUUACAUUUAGCAGUUAGAGAAUGUAAGAAAGGGAAUUUUUGUGAUCUAGAGUAUACACCAAACAGGGAUGGAAGCAAUGGCACUCUUACAUUGAAUUGUCAAAGUUUGGGGAAGACAAAGAAUCUUAGCAUGACUAAUGCAUUACUGUUUUCAGCUUACCUGGGUAUGGCAGUCGCCCAGGGUUUAUCCUACCCAUUGACGCAUAAAUCUCCAGACGAUUAUCUAAAUAACCAGUAUAGUGAUGCUUCAACGGGCACUCCAAGGAUUCACAAAGGAGUUACUAAGUCCUACCUUAUGGAUGAGGAUCUAGAGGAAAGACACAAAAGUUCAUUAAAGAAGCUCACUCUCAUCACAAAUUUACUCUUUCUAGGCGGAACAGGAAUUGCCAACGCUGCUUAUGGUAUUAAAACUCUUGUAGAUAUCGUCAAAAAUUUGAAAAGCAUAAAUGAGGAAUUUGAACAGGCCUUGUCUUUCUAUCCAUGGGAAUUGCGCUACCCUAAGAGUGACCUCGGUUCACAGGGGGGCAAAAUGCCUAAGGUAGAGUUGGAGAAAAAAACGGAAAAAAGCGGCAAGAAAGCAGAGCCAAAGGAGAAGGGAGGGAAUAUUAACAAAGUAGUGACGAUGUACGAGAUGGAUGCGAGCCAGAUAAUUCAAACCGGUAACAAGCAGGGCAACCAAAAGGAAGGAGUAACCCAAAAGAAGAACAAGAAAAGUGUGAAUGACAGCCAAGUCAAUGAUUCCAAGGCACCCCCCAAAGAAAAUGAACCUAGCAUUCUAAAAAUCUUCGAACAAAAUAUUGUAGACAAUUAG
This is a messenger RNA of Plasmodium knowlesi strain H, 1545 nucleotides long. RefSeq names its product parasitophorous vacuolar protein 2, putative. Lineage: Eukaryota; Apicomplexa; Aconoidasida; Haemosporida; Plasmodiidae. The transcript has a single exon. Bases 1 to 1545 code for a protein of 514 amino acids. The record is from RefSeq and is a predicted model, not a curated record.